This is a messenger RNA of Funneliformis caledonium, 151 nucleotides long. Lineage: Eukaryota; Fungi; Glomeromycota; Glomeromycetes; Glomerales; Glomeraceae. The record is from the annotation of a GenBank genome assembly.
AAAGGAGUCUUCAAGUGAGGCAGUAUCCGUAAGAAAUUAUCAAAAGAGGGUACGAACUCGUCGCAAGAAUACAAAAUGUAAGAUAAUAGGAUCUCGUAUGGAUGGAAUAUUCAAAACAUACAUUAAUGAUAUUGAAUAUAGAGUGAUUGAA